AUGUAUGGUUUGCAGAUCGAGCAGAGUCAAGCCGCGAGCAAUCAGAGGCGCUUGGGGCGGUCUGCUCUGGCUCAGCCUUGUAUGUCUGUGCUGAGCUUGCACAAAAAGUGAGCUGCGAAUGGCGCUGCUUACCAGUCUCCCAGUUGAAGUCAGUCACCACAUACACUUUAAUUCGGAUUGGAAUGCUGACCUUCACACUCACCGUUCCGCUCCGCUCGGCACCGCACGACCGCAUACACUCGCAUCCCCACAUCCAUCUACGCAGCUCAUUAUCGAGUUCUUGUCGCGAUUGGGAUGGCACACCGCACACUACUCGGAUAGAGAACGCCAAUCGGAUCUGGCUUCGGUCGCUUUGGUCAGUCGCCCCUGCAUGUUCUACUACUCGGUAUCACUCGGACUCGGACAGACUCCCCUGACCACCUCACUCCUGCUCUCGUGCGCAGACUCACCCUGCCUUUCUGCAUGCGGCGCAAUACCUGCUCUACUCUUCACCAUCACUUACGAUUCGCAACUCGGGUCGCUCAGCCUCCCUGGCCUCGACUGUCUCGUCCAAGCCCGAACUGGCCUCGCUCAUCACCUCGCUCGUCGCCUUCUCCGACAAGGAUGUUGGCCAUCCAGCUUCGGUGACAACCAUUCUCAACGCGUGCCUUAACGUAUCCUCACUUUCUCUCGGAGUUGCCAUAUUCAACAAUUCAGCAGCUUCCGACGCUCUAAAACUGGCGGCCCUACAGAAAAACCUCACCAGCUUCACGUGGGUCGGGAUCGAUCUGUGCCCCGUCGCCGAUCUGCUUGCGGCAUGGACCAACCUCCAAGACCUGAGCGUGACGGUCGAAACCUCGAAGGGACUUGAAAUCAUUCUCAUACCGCGUUACCACCUACAAAGAUUAUCCGUAUCGGGUAGACCAACUCACGGAAUGUUGGUGCUCGGUGGGGACUACCUCGUGCACUUGCUCGGGUCAACUAGACCGGGAACGCUCCGGGUGCUUGAACUGCAUCACAUCUGCUUCGAAAGUUCGGAUGACACCACCUCGGCCGUGCUCAACCCAUAUCUCCCCUUCGUACGGUCCUUGACCAUGCGCCACCUAGUCCCAAACCCACUUCUGGAUUGGCUCUGUGUUUGUGAGCCCCACACCUCGCUCCGUCGUCUCGUCUACUCGCCCACGGCUGGCACCACCCUGGAAACAUUUGGAAACCCCCUCCCCAUCCCCAAGUCGUUGCGGUUGAUCCACGUCACGGGGCGAACGACAUACCUCGAGAUGGGACUCAUUCCCACGCUCCAAAGCCUCGGGGUAGAAGACCAUGCUCUGAGGUUGAUCGAAUUAAGAGGCCCCUUCGCGUCCGACCCUCGAUUGGCAGUAUUGAGGACGGUGUGCACGGUCCAAGGGAUCGAGUUGCAGGUCAGGCGGGAAUUUUCCGGCGUAUCUGAUUGA
Molecule: messenger RNA, 1430 nt
Organism: Microbotryum saponariae
Lineage: Eukaryota; Fungi; Basidiomycota; Microbotryomycetes; Microbotryales; Microbotryaceae
Source: the annotation of a GenBank genome assembly